AUGGGAUUGCCUCAAGUUCCCUCGACUGGAACUUCUGAGGAAGUACUAGCUGCAUCUCUGGGCUCGUUUUUACAAAGCCCGCCUCGGUUUUCUAGUAUAAGCACGUGUGAUAUGGAUGGGAUGCAUGGUGGGACUGCAAGUCGAAUGGGGGGAAACCCAUUAUGCUCCUCUUUAGGAGAUUACCAGACAAGAGCCUCUCUGGAAUUUUCAAGGUUCCCUGAUGAUUCAUUUAGUUUGAGAAGGACCACAGAAGUUACCAACAAUGUUCAUGGUUUGACAAUUGGUUCUGUUGAUAAAUCUGGUCAGAUCACUCCGAAAAAUGGGCGGAAUAUUCAGACCCCUGCUUCUAGGAUUGUAGGAUUUGAAUCAAGUGGAACAAGUUCUCUAAAUGAUGGCUCCAAGGGUGUUUUAUCUGGUCAUGUUCACUCUUCUUCUGCAGUUAAUGUUACAACUAAUGAUGUUGUGAACAGUGGAUCCCUAGUCAGGAAGCGGUUGUCGUCACCAUUGACUAGUAUGCUUUUUCCAGAUCAGUUUAAAGGUGAUCAUUUAGACAUUGGUUGCAGAAAUUCUCAAACAAAUUCUCCCACUCUGAGUGAAAAUUUCAGUGCAUCUAUUGCACAUGAUUAUAAGAAAGCAAAUGUUGGGAGCAAAAAUCACUUUACAAUGCCAACUUGGUCUCUAUCUAGUUGCUUGGAGCAGAAGAACAUGCCACAUGAUAUUAGUAGUAUGGAAUCCGUUAUUUUCACCGAUGGCCCUUUGCUGGAAAACAAGGAUCCCCUACCUCAUAAUAGUUGUUCAUCUUCACCUAGACUUUUGAGAGAAUUGACUAAUGCAAAAGCCCAGAGUGGGGCAAUAUUCAUAUCUCCACGAGAAGUGAUCUCGCCUUCGCAUUCGUUGUCACCUCUUGGCCCCAAGUUGUCUGAAAGAUUUAAAACUGUAGGGGGCUGCAGGACUGCUAACAAAGAGUUGGAGGAUUGUCAUUCAACCUUAAGGAAUGUAAAACAAACACUUGACAAGUCUGAUCCAGACAUUCUAUUUUCCCCUGAAGUAGGGGAGUUUAGGAUUGCUAGUAAAUUAUUUGAAGAUGUUGAUAUUUUUCAGAAGGACUUCCAUCCAUCUUCUCUAGAAAAUGGUACUGGCGUAAGUUAUUCUUUGUCCCAAGGGACCCAAUGCAUGAGAUUUGUUAGAAGUUUGAGUGGACUUCCUGUUCGGAGAUCCCUGGUUGGUUCAUUCGAAGAAUCUCUACUGUCUGGUCGAUUCUUAUCAGGGAAACCCAGCCAGAGAAUCGAUGGUUUUCUGGCUGUACUAAGCAUCACUGGGGGAAACUUUUCUCCACAAUCACAGAAGCUUCCUUUUUCAGUAACUAGUGUAGAAGGAGACUGCUAUUUAUUGUAUUGUGCAUCCAUACACCUUGCGGGAAAUUCUGCAUUGAAUAGGAGUGGAGGACAAAAGCUGAAACGAGGCCUUAGCAAUGAUGGUUCCCAGAUUGUAACAAGCCGCCUGCGCAUUCCUGUGAAGGGCCGUAUACAACUGGUUCUAAGCAAUCCAGAGAAGACGCCUAUUCAUACUUUCCUUUGCAACUACGAUUUAAGUGACAUGCCAGCUGGUACCAAAACCUUCUUGCGCCAGAAGGUCACCUUAGCUUCAUGUAGCCCAACUGCUACACAGUCAAAACAAGGGAAGACUGAUGUACAUGCAAAAGUCAUAGACAAGAAGGAAUUAAAGGAUCCAGCUGGAGUAGACGUUGUGCAAACAAGAAGAUCUGUAGAUCAGAAAACCAAAAUUAGAAGUGAGUGCUCUGAUUUAGUGGAUUCAAUCGAUGAGGGGGAUAUGUCCAAGUCAUCCCCUAAAACAGGAAGGGUAUGCACUCGUUCGUUCAUUGUUGAGAGGAGCUUUAAUGAUGAUGAGUACCCAAGCAGUAAUGGGAAGGAGCGCAACUGGGUUGAUGGCUGCCAUGAAACUGACAGGAAACAAGUACAUGGUUGUUCGAGGGUAAAUCAAAAUAGUAAUGGUGGUCUUCGCUAUGCACUUCAUCUCCGUUUCAUAUGCCCUUUUCCUAAAAAAUGUUCUAGGUCGGUUCAGAGAUGCAAAUCAGAUCCCCUAUCUACACCAGAAAGAACGGGAUUAGACAUGGAUGGGGAGCGCAGAUUCUACUUAUACAAUGACUUGAGGGUUGUGUUCCCCCAACGCCACUCAGACGCUGAUGAGGGGAAGUUGAACGUGGAAUACCAUUUCCCAGAUGAUCCGAAAUACUUUGUCAUCAACUGA
Molecule: messenger RNA, 2268 nt
Organism: Prunus armeniaca (apricot)
Lineage: Eukaryota; Viridiplantae; Streptophyta; Magnoliopsida; Rosales; Rosaceae
Source: the annotation of a GenBank genome assembly